Molecule: messenger RNA, 1525 nt
Organism: Chrysoperla carnea
Lineage: Eukaryota; Metazoa; Arthropoda; Insecta; Neuroptera; Chrysopidae
Gene: Pka-R1
Product: cAMP-dependent protein kinase type I regulatory subunit
Exons: 5
Coding region: 44-1186 (380 amino acids)
Biological process (GO): regulation of protein phosphorylation
Cellular component (GO): cAMP-dependent protein kinase complex
Molecular function (GO): cAMP-dependent protein kinase regulator activity
Source: RefSeq, a predicted model, not a curated record
AAUAAUUAGUGUUAAUAAUAAUUAAGUAUUAAUUUCUGUGAUAAUGGCAGCUACAAUGCAACAAGAUGAGGAACAAUCUUUACGGGAAUGUGAAAAUUAUGUACAAACGCAUAAUAUUCAGCAAGUAUUAAAAGACUGUAUUGUACAAUUAUGUGUGAGUCGUCCAGAUAAUCCAAUAUCAUUUCUACGAGAAUAUUUUCAAAAACUGGAACGGGAACAAGCACAUGAUGCAAAAAAACAAGCGGCUGGUGCUGGGGGUUCCCCCGAAGACACAGACACUGACUUAUCACCAAUGCCACCAACACACGCACAACAACCCGUUCGAAGACGUGGCGGUAUCAGCGCUGAACCCGUCUCAGAAGAAGAUGCUACAAGUUAUGUAAAAAAAGUUGUUCCAAAAGAUUAUAAAACGAUGGCAGCAUUAGCCAAAGCGAUUGCCAAAAAUGUGCUAUUUUCACAUUUAGAUGAAAAUGAACGUAGUGAUAUUUUUGAUGCUAUGUUUCCUGUCAAUUGUUUAACUGGUGAGGCGAUUAUACAACAAGGCGAUGAAGGGGAUAAUUUUUAUGUAAUUGAUCAAGGUGAAGUUGAAGUUUAUGUAAAUUCCGAAAUGGUUACAACAAUUGGUGAUGGUGGUAGUUUUGGUGAAUUAGCAUUGAUCUAUGGUACACCACGAGCCGCAACCGUUCGUGCUAAAACUGAUGUUAAAUUAUGGGGUAUCGAUCGUGAUUCAUAUCGACGUAUAUUAAUGGGUUCGACAAUCAGAAAACGAAAAAUGUAUGAAGAAUUUUUAUCACGUGUGUCAAUAUUAGAAAGUUUAGAUAAAUGGGAACGGCUUACUGUUGCUGACGCACUUGAACCUGUCAGUUUUGAAGAUAAAGAGACCAUAGUACGGCAAGGCGAACCUGGUGAUGAUUUCUACAUAAUCGUUGAAGGAACCGCAUUAGUAUUACAGCACAGGGCUGAAGGUGAGGAACCAGCAGAAGUUGGACGUCUAGGACCAAGUGAUUACUUCGGUGAAAUUGCAUUAUUAUUGGAUAGACCUCGCGCUGCCACUGUAGUAGCAAAAGGUCCAUUAAAAUGUGUCAAACUUGAUCGUGCCAGAUUUGAGCGUGUUCUGGGACCAUGUGCAGAUAUUUUAAAACGGAAUAUUACACAAUACAACAGUUUCGUAUCAUUGUCGGUGUAGUGUCAAUAUAAACUGCCAUCAAUCAUAUAAAUUGUCAUCUUAUAACUUGAAUGGACCCACCAGUUAUAACAUAAUCCCAUAAAUCCAUCCAUCAUCCAUUUAAUUAUGUAACCAUUCAAUGACAAAACAACAUCAACAUAUUUAAUAUAGACUUUUCGAUCUUUUUUCUUUUCUCAUAAAAAAAAAACUUAGGAAAAUUUAUCUAAUUAAUUAUAUAAAUAUAAUGGAAUUUAGUGGAAUGGAAAUCAAUCGAAAUUAUUAACAAAAAACGAUAUUUUGUAAAUGAAUCUCGCCAAUUCAACGCGUUACAAAAUAACGUUAAAGUAUCACGAAAACAUU